UAAGCACUCAUGAACUGAACAAAUGAGACAGAAGCAUGGCAGUUUUUACACUACUUACCUGCUCUCUGAUUAUUCUUCCUGCUUCCCAGCCUUGCCAGACCCCUGAUGACUUUGUGGCUGUCACUUCUCCAGGACAUGUCAUGAUUGGAGGUUUGUUCCCCAUUCACGAAAAAAUGAUGUUCUCAGAAGACCACCCCAGAAGACCACAAAUCCAGAAGUGCAUUGGCUUUGAAAUAUCAGUCUUUCUUCAAACUCUUGCCAUGAUACACAGCAUUGAGAUGGUCAAUAAUUCCACAUUAUUAUCUGGAAUCAAAUUGGGGUAUGAAAUUUAUGACACUUGUACAGAAGUCACAGCAGCAAUGGCAGCAACACUGAGGUUGCUUUCUACACUCAGCUCCUCCAGAGACUCUCUGGAGUUUCAGUGUGACUAUUCCACCUACAUACCAAGAGUCAAGGCUGUCAUAGGUGCUGGCUACUCAGAAAUAACCAUGGCUGUCUCCCGGACACUGAAUUUACAGCUCAUGCCACAGGUGAGUUAUGAAUCAACUGCAGAAAUCCUAAGUGACAAAAUUCGUUUUCCUUCAUUUUUACGGACUGUGCCCAGUGACUUCCAUCAAACUAAAGCAAUGGCCCAACUAAUUCAGAAAUCAGGAUGGAACUGGAUCGGUGUCAUAACCACAGAUGAUGACUAUGGACGACUGGCUCUUGACACAUUUGCAGUUCAGGCUGCAGCAAACAAAGUGUGCAUAGCUUUCAAGGAGGUUCUCCCAGCCUUCCUCUCUGAUAAGACCAUUGAAGUCAGGAUCAAUCAGACACUUGAAAAAAUCAUUGCAGAAGCCCAGGUUAAGGUCAUUGUGGUAUUUCUGAGGAAAUUCCAUGUCUUCAAUCUCUUCAAUAAAGCCAUUGAAAGGAAUAUAAAUAAGAUGUGGAUUGCUAGUGAUAACUGGUCAACUGCUACCAAGAUUAUCACUAUUCCCAAUGUUAAAAAGAUUGGCAAAGUUGUGGGAUUUGCCUUUAGAAGAGGGAAUAUGUCCUCUUUCCAUUCCUUUCUUCAAACUCUGCAUAUGUAUCCCAACGACAACAACAAGAUCCUUCAUGAAUACGCCAUGCUUUCUUCUGCCUGUGAACAAGUCAAAGACAGUGAUUUGAGUCAAUGUAUUUCCAACCAUUCCCAUGAGAUGUUGACAUACAAGAUUCACCAGGCUGUAGCAAGGAACUUGCUCAUGAGAAAUGACUUCCUCUGGCAUUAUGCAGAACCAGGACUCAUUCACAGUGUUCAGCUUGCAGUGUUUGCUCUUGCUUAUGCUAUCCGGGACCUGUGCCAAGCUCGAGACUGUCAGAACCCCAACGCCUUUCAACCAUGGGAGUUACUUGGUGUGCUGAAAAAUGUAACUUUCAGUGAUGGAAGAAAUUCUUUUCAUUUCGAUGCCCAUGGAGACUUGAAUACUGGAUAUGAUGUUGUGCUGUGGAAGGAGGCCAAUGGCCAGAUGACUGUCACCAAGAUGGCAGAGUAUGACCUACAGGAUGAUGUCUUCGUCCUCACAAGUGAAGAAACCGAAAAGGAAUUCAGGAAACUUAAGCAAAUUCUAUCUAAAUGCUCCAAGGAAUGCAGCCCAGGACAAAUGAAGAAGACAACGAAAAGCCAACACACUUGCUGUUAUGACUGUGUGAGCUGCCCCGAAAAUCACUUCAGUAAUCAGACAGACAUGGAUCACUGCCUCCUGUGCAGCAAUGAAACUCACUGGGCCCCUGAGAGGAGCACCAGGUGCUUGGAGAAGGAGAUAGAGUUCCUCAACUGGGGCGAUGCCUUGGCUGUCCUACUAGUGGCCUUCUCCCUUCUGGGAAUCGCCUUUGUCCUGGCCAUUGGAAUAAUAUUUACACGAAACCUGAACACACCCGUUGUAAAAUCUUCCGGGGGAUUACUGCUCUGCUAUGUGAUCCUUCUCUGCCAUUUCCUCAACUUCAUCAGCACUGGCUUCUUCAUCGGAGAACCGCAUGACUUUACAUGUAAAACCAGGCAGAUGCUAUUUGGUGUGAGCUUUACUCUGUGUGUCUCCUGCAUUUUGAUGAAGUCCCUGAAAAUUCUGCUGGCUUUCAGCUUUGACCCCAAGUUGCAGAACUCCCUGAAAUGCCUCUAUAGACCAAUCCCCAUCAUCAUCACGUGCACAGGAGUCCAGGUCCUCAUUUGCACGCUCUGGCUCACCUUCGCAGCACCUGUGGUGGGGGAGAACGUGUCCUUGCCCAGGGUCAUCAUCCUGGAAUGCCAUGAGGGGUCUGCACUGGCAUUUGGCACCAUGCUGGGCUACAUUGCCAUACUGGCCUUCAUCUGCUUCGUAUUUGCCUUCAAAGGCAGGAAGUUACCCGAGAAUUACAAUGAAGCCAAAUUCAUAACCUUUGGCAUGCUCAUUUACUUCAUAGCAUGGGUCACUUUCAUCCCCGUCUAUACUACCACAUUUGGCAAGUAUCUGCCUGCUGUGGAGAUCAUUGUUAUCUUAAUAUCCAACUAUGGGAUCCUGUGUUGCACCUUCUUCCCCAAGUGCUAUGUCAUUCUUUGCAAACAAGAGACUAAUACAAAGUCAGCUUUUCUCCAGCUGGUUUACAGCUACUCUUCACACAGUGCCGACAUCCUCACUGUGAGCCACACUUCCUUAAACCCCACCAAUAGCAGCAUCUUGAUGACCCGUGCUGGCCCUGGUGGCAAGGGUGCAGCCUGGAGGAGAAGCAAAGACUUUCAGGCACAAGCACGUGCACACUUAGGCAAAGAAAUUGCUGCGAAAAUGUCUAAAACUUUGCUUCAGAAGAGAAGUUCAAGUAUAUGAGCAAGCCUUUGGGAGUGGGCACACUACAGAGUGCAGUGUUGCAGGGACUUUGUCCCAAGCCAUGCAUUUGUCUCCCAGCAAAUGCAUCUCAUAUAUUUCUUCUCUGUAACCACCUUCACCAAAUUUUGAUUGAAUAUUCACUCUGCCCAGCCACCUGCUCAGGACGGAAAGAGAGCCUCCACUCUGAAACUCCCUUCAUGCUUACCACCGCCAUCAGUCUCCACCUCAGUCCUCCUUCCUCCGAGACACUCCUUGCAUUCAAAGUUAACUCAUGAUGUGUCACCCUCGCUUUCCCACUCCGCUUCUCAAACCUCAUGGCGUGGCUCCUCUUCUCUAAAGUACCUUUACCAACCCGUUCCACUGCCCAGUGAGCGGCACAAGCAAUGAAUCAAUCAUUCCCGACCUUAAGAGCAAGGGGGAAGAAUC
This is a messenger RNA of Fukomys damarensis (Damara mole-rat), 3245 nucleotides long. It is a transcript of the gene Gprc6a, whose product is annotated as G protein-coupled receptor class C group 6 member A. Gene Ontology annotation, biological process: G protein-coupled receptor signaling pathway. The transcript has 6 exons. The coding region runs from base 36 to 2819 and encodes 927 amino acids. Lineage: Eukaryota; Metazoa; Chordata; Mammalia; Rodentia; Bathyergidae. The record is from RefSeq and is a predicted model, not a curated record. Gene Ontology annotation, cellular component: membrane. Gene Ontology annotation, molecular function: G protein-coupled receptor activity.